Molecule: messenger RNA, 987 nt
Organism: Dictyostelium purpureum
Lineage: Eukaryota; Evosea; Eumycetozoa; Dictyosteliales; Dictyosteliaceae
Exons: 3
Coding region: 1-987 (328 amino acids)
Biological process (GO): protein phosphorylation
Molecular function (GO): protein kinase activity; ATP binding
Source: RefSeq, a predicted model, not a curated record
AUGGAGGGAGUCCAACUUCCUUCAAUUUUUAAUAAAAGAAUUAAUCUAGGUAUACACCAAGAAGACUAUGAAGCUUUUGGAGAACUAUUUAAAACUUAUAAUAUUCCAAUAUACCCAUCCCAAGAUGAAAUCAAAAACCAUUACCUAAAUCUAAGCUCUGACUACGAGUUAAAAGAUUCUUUAAAACAAGGUAGCUUUGGUGUAGUUAGCAAACUAGAGCAUAUAGGUUUUGGCUUUCUCGUAGCAGUUAAACAAAUAGAAUACCGCGAAGAUAUGGAUAAAACAAUAAAUGAAGAAAUUGCAAUUUUAGAAAAUCUAAAACAUAAAAACAUAGUUAAAUGUUUUGGACACCAUAAAAAUAAAAAUUAUUUUAUAUUUUUAGAAUAUCAUGAAAAAUCGAUUGCAGAUAGGUAUAGGGACGAAAAACCAUUUACAGAAACCGAGUGCAUAGCUAUAGUAAAAAGAUUAUUAAAGGCUUUAAAGUAUCUUCAUUCGAAAGGUAUAAUCCAUAGAGAUUUAAAAGGAGCAAAUAUACUAUUAAACAAUAAAAAUAAACCCAUAAUCAUUGAUUUUGGUUUAUCUUAUAAACUCCCAACUCAAGGUUCACAAUUUCCCUCCAGGGGAAUUGGCACAAAAGGUUGGCAAGCUCCAGAACUUCUCAGAUAUGAAAGCAAAUGUGGAAAACCCGUGGACAUUUGGGGUUUAGGUUGUGUAAUAAUUGAAAUGCUAAAAAAGAAAAACCCACAUGGAAACCAAGAAUCAGAUUAUAAUAAACCUCCACCAUACCCGGAAAAUAUCAAGAUGGGGGUUAAUUUAAAAAAUUUUUUAGACAGGUGCCUACAAAUAAAUCCAUCUGAAAGAGCUACAAUAGAUGAAUUAUUAAAUCAUGCUUGGAUUACAAACAAAGAUGGGGAUUCAGUGGUUUGGUACGAAUCAACAACUGGCUACAACAUACCUGAAUGGUUAAUUAGAAACGUAUUGCAAUGA